AGUGUGCCAGUGGUUCCUAAGCAGCGGAAAAGCGCAGCGCCUCUUACGGCAGCCAACGGAUGACGUGAGCUACGCCAGGAGCGCACGCGGGAAACGGGACGCGGGUCCAGUAUGCGCAACUGGAAUGGAGAAUCGCAACGACGUUGCUUCAAUGGAAAAAAGAUCGUAGCGAAGAUAUACAGCAAUCAAUCUGACUGGGACCUGCUGCUGCUGCUGCGGAGGACAGUGCGGGACCUGGACUUACCGCACGAUUUUACUAUGCGGAGAGGGACUGUCACGGAAUAAAUGUUUGAUCCGUGCGUGCGUGAAUAUUUCUGCGGUUUGAGGGGAAUAUGGAGCGGCUUCUGACGCGACGCGCGCUUGGAAAGGCGUGAAAAUAUCGGUGACGUUACGGAGGAAUGUCACUGAAACUGAGGCGAUCGGUAUGAAAUAAAAAAAAAGCCGUUUCUGGACAGCCGCAAUUAAACACAUCCUCACUCCUUCAUGUGUCUGUGUGAGUGCAAACGGGACGCCGCAUUAACGGGACUGUUGCUGUUCUGAGACCUGUGGCUGGUUCGGAACCGUGAUCUGGGUCGGUUGUGCGGUUCGGUGUGUGUGUGUGUGUGUGUGUGUGUGUGUGUGUGUGUUUGCGGAGGAUGGGAGAUUUAACGGAGUCCAUGCAGAAGAAGGUGUCGGGAAGAAGCGCUCAUACUACAGGGCAGUGAUGCCGGGCAUGGUACUGUUUCGGCGACGCUGGUCAGUCGGCAGUGAUGACCUAGUGUUACCGGCUUUCUUCCUGUUCAUACUACACUGCAUAUGGCUCGUGGUUCUGUCCGUGGUUCUCUUUGGGCUGCCGUACAGUUCAGAGCAAUCAUGCUCAGUCACGCUGGUGGAUCACGGUCGUGGUUACCUCGGCAUCCUGGUCAGCUGUCUGAUCUGCGAGAGCGCCAUCAUGUGGCUGAGCAUGAGAGGCAGCAUCCUGUACACACAACCCAGAGAGGCAGUGCAGUACGUGCUCUAUAUACGGCUGGCCAUCCUGCUAGUGGAGCUGGUGUACGCGGUGGUCGGCAUCGCCUGGUUGGUGCAGUACUACCAGCCCUGCUCCGACAUCACCGCCAAGAACCUCGCCCUGGGAAUCGUGGUGUGUAACUGGUUGGUCAUCUUCAGUGUGUGUUUCACCAUGAUGUGUACCUUUGACCCCACUGGACGGACCUUUGUGAAGCUGAAAGCAACUCGCCGCCGUCAGCGUAACCUCACAACAUACACCCUCAGACACAGGCUAGAAGAAGGUCAAGCCAGCAGCUGGAGCAGGAGACUCAAGUUCUUCAUGUGCUGCACCCGAGCAAAAGAUACACAAUCUGAUGCUUACUCUGAGGUGGCAAGCUUGUUUGCCGAGUUUUUCCGGGAUCUGGAUAUCGUGCCGAGUGACAUCAUCGCUGGGUUAGUGCUCCUCCGACAGAGACAACGGGCCAAGAGAGCAGCCAUCUUGGAUCAGGCAAACAAUGACGUUUUAGCCUUUCUGUCCGGGAUACCUGUAACUCGCAACACUAAAUACUUGGACCUCAAGAACUCGUCUGAGAUGGCCAUGUAUAAGGAGGUGUGUUACUACAUGCUGUUUGCCAUGGCAGCGUAUGGCUGGCCCGUAUAUCUUUUAAGACAACCAGCGUGUGGACUCUGCAGGCUCGUCAGCACUUGCUCCUGUAACACUUCAGUUUCAGGUUCUCGUCUCUCUCAGUCCAUCACCGUUGAGGAGGACAACUGCUGUGGCUGUAACGUUCUUGCCAUCCGACGACAAUUUCUGGACCAAGACCUUAAAGAAGUCCAGAUUGUCUACACAUCCUGCCAUGACGCAGUUUAUGAGACACCCUUCUUUGUAGCAGUGGAUCAUGCGAAGAAAAAAGUCGUGAUCAGCAUCAGAGGGACGUUGUCCCCUAAGGACGCUUUAACAGAUCUUACUGGCGAUUCUGAGCGUUUGCCUUUAGAGGAGCAGCACGGCACAUGGCUCGGACACAAGGGAAUGGUUUAUUCAGCUGAAUACAUAAAGAAGAAACUCGAGCAAGAAAUGAUUCUCUCUCAAGCCUUCGGGAGAGAUUUGGGUAAAGGGACGAUGCACUAUGGGCUGGUGAUUGUGGGUCACUCUCUGGGUGCGGGUACAGCCGCCAUCCUGUCCUUCCUCCUCCGGCCGCAGUAUCCUUCACUGCACUGCUAUUCCUACUCCCCUCCCGGCGGCCUGCUCAGUGAGGAUGCGAUGGAGUACUCGAAAGAGUUCGUCACCUCAGUCGUGUUGGGAAAAGAUCUGGUCCCCAGGAUUGGCCUCUCUCAGCUUGAGGGCUUCCGUCGCCACCUACUUGAAGUCCUACAGAAGAGUGAUAAACCAAAGUGGCGGAUCAUUGCUGGGGGUACAAAGUGCAUCCCUAAAUCAGAGCUGCCCCUGGAUGACGAAGCCCCUGUAUCUCAGGGCGUGACCCCCUCUAACUCUCGCCUGUGGCUUCACCCCAGUGACCUGAGCAUCGCCCUGUCAGCCUCCACACCACUCUAUCCACCAGGACGGGUCAUUCAUGUGGUGCACAACCACCCGCCUGAGAUGUGUUGUGGUCAGGAAGAUCCCACUUACUCCGCUCUGUGGGGGGAUAACAAGGCCUUUGAUGAGGUCAUCAUUUCUCCAGCCAUGCUGAAUGAACACCUGCCCCAUGUGGUGAUGGAUGGCCUCAACAAGGUGUUGGAAAACUAUAAUAAAGGGAAGACAGCAUUAUUGUCAGCUGCUAAGAUAAUGGUUAGUCCUACAGAAGUGGACCUGAAUCCAGAAACGGUUUUCUUCGAUGCCUCUAGUUCACUGCAGCCCACGCCUGCCACACAUCACCGCAGAAACAGUAGUGUCCGUUCCUGUGCUCGCUCUGAGAUCUCACUGGACGGUUUCUCGGAGUGUCCGCCUCCUCCUGUGCCUGUGGUGCUCACCAGCCCUGGUGAGCGAUUAGCUGUGGAGCUGCGGGAGCGAAAAGCCCCCUUGGCCAUCAUGGAAAAUCUAUCUGACGCCGAAUCCAUGUACAGCUUGGACUCCCGACGAUCAUCUGCCGCCCUGAGAGGCUCACCCUGUUUGGGGAGUCUACCUUUCCCUUUGGACGCCACCAUCCCAGAAGAGAAUCCUUCGCUGAGUUCCCGUACGGAGCUGCUGGCCGCAGACGGCUUGGACCGUGAACUGGGCGAGGCCGGCCCGUACUGCCCUACUCCUCCAGAACUGGAAGUAUCUACCAACAAUGCCCAUCAUCUCAACUUCUCUCCGCUCUCGCUUGGACAAACUAUCGUAGAUCAGCCAGCCAGCCAAGGCAAGAACUCCCGGCGGUCUUCAGGAACGCCUGUGGCUUGCCAGCCAUCAGCUGUUCCUAACAGUCAAGAAUCCUGCCCAGUAGCAUCCCGGACUGGUUCUAUGCCAGAAAUGCCCAAGGAUAGAGAGUUUGAAGAGGGAGAAGUUGAGAGUGUCCGGUCCGAGACUCUUCCACCAGUUCCUCCGCUGUCCAACGGCACUCCUAGUCAGGCGGUCCUAGAGUUCGCCCAGUACCUGGACUCUCUAUUUAGGCUGGAUGGCAGCAGCUCUCCACCUCUUGAGCUGUCCGAUGCAGAAUCCGAGUCUGGACAGGGAUCGUAUAGCCAGGCUGAGGGACAAAACGCAGACAAGGACAGGCAGCUACUGGCUAGAGCCACUCUAGAGCCCAACUUGGUUCCUAAGCCGCCUCGCACGUUUGCCGGCUCGGCCGACCCUUCCUCUGGCAUCUCGCUUUCUCCAUCCUUCCCGCUCUCAUCUUCUGGAGAACUCAACGAUUUCUCUCCUCCUGACGGAGUGCUACCCGCCAACCAUACGUCUGCGCUACGAACUUCCGCUGCUAGUCCCAACCCUAAGGAAACUAUGUUGUCGUCUAUGGUGUAGUGGCCCACUUUCGUCUAUUUAUUUAACCCUACGGUUUCCUUUCUCCUUCUGAACUGAUCGUAGAAACGUGCAUGCGUAGCACUGUGGCCAGUCCUUCCAGACUUCCAGACUUCUGGACCGUUAAGGAUUCAUCAAGAACAGAAGACCUCAUUUUGUACUAUUGUAAGACAUGUAAGAUAUGCAUUGUGUCUUGUGCAUCACCAUUAUGAAGUGUCCUAAUCGCUGCCUGCAACACAUGAGGUACUGAGGGGCUCCUUCGAACACUAAAGAUGUUGCUAGCAUAUCGAGAAGCUUGCACAAAUGACCCUACGUUCACAUUGAAUCUAAUGUUACGGUUAUGUUUACAUUGACACCACAGAACACCAAGCUUUCACAAAUGUUGGCAGUUUCAUGUAAGUGAAAGGCUGGAAUAGGAAAGAGGGAAGACUAACUAACUUAAUUGAGUUAUGGGGAGGGGCGCACACAACAAGCAGUGGGCUACAUUUCCUCAGGACCUUGAAGAAUGAAGAAUGGGACAAAGACGUCUCAGGCUAAGCAUAGUAAAUUGCUGAUUUUUUUGGAUUGUACUUUUUCAUUUUUUUUUAUUGAAGAUUGUGUGGAAUGUCCUGCUGAGUAUGUGUAAUUGGUGGCACUGACGGUUGGUGGACAUCUAUGAGUUCUCGAUGUGCAUGAGAAAAUACUGUAUGCUCGUGUAAAACGUUUCGUUUUGCUAACUUUUGUCAUCUAUUAUUUACAUAAAUCCACUUGAAUUUACGCAUGCAAAUUUUCUAUCAUUUCUUUUUCCACCGAUUGCCAAAAAAGCUAACUUCAUACAAGUCAAAUGUUUGAACUCUGUGAAAUUAAUAUAUAAUGAUAAUUACUGUUAUUAGG
Messenger RNA from Sinocyclocheilus anshuiensis, 4771 nucleotides. RefSeq names its product sn1-specific diacylglycerol lipase alpha-like. Lineage: Eukaryota; Metazoa; Chordata; Actinopteri; Cypriniformes; Cyprinidae. Bases 704 to 3901 code for a protein of 1065 amino acids. The transcript is spliced from 21 exons. The record is from RefSeq and is a predicted model, not a curated record. Gene Ontology annotation, molecular function: lipoprotein lipase activity. Gene Ontology annotation, biological process: arachidonate metabolic process; retrograde trans-synaptic signaling by endocannabinoid; diacylglycerol catabolic process. Gene Ontology annotation, cellular component: postsynaptic membrane; cytoplasm; dendrite membrane.